Messenger RNA from Zonotrichia leucophrys gambelii, 4002 nucleotides. It is a transcript of the gene TRIM28, whose product is annotated as tripartite motif containing 28. The coding region runs from base 49 to 1992 and encodes 647 amino acids. The record is from RefSeq and is a predicted model, not a curated record. Gene Ontology annotation, cellular component: chromatin. Gene Ontology annotation, molecular function: transcription corepressor activity; protein binding; zinc ion binding. Lineage: Eukaryota; Metazoa; Chordata; Aves; Passeriformes; Passerellidae. The transcript is spliced from 15 exons.
GGGGGCGGGAGCAGCACGCCGUGCCCAUCGUGAGGGGACGCGGCCGCCAUGGCGGCCCCUGAGGUGGCGGCGGCGCUCGGGAGCGGCCCCGGGGCGAGCGGAGCGGAGCUGCCCGAGCCGCUGGGGCUGCUGGAGCUCUGCGGGGCCUGCAGGCAGCGGCUGAGCCCGCAGCGGAAACCGAGGCUGCUGCCGUGCCUGCACUCCGUGUGCCGGGGCUGCAUCGGCAGCGAGCAUGGGGACAAGAACGCGUUCGAGUGCCCCGUGUGCCACCAGCAGUGUCCCCUGGGUGACAUCAUGGACAACCUGUUCCUGCAGCCCAUCGCCAGCAGCCAGAGCUGCACCAGCUGCGAGGACAACGCCAGCGCCACCAGCUUCUGCCUGGAGUGCUCGGAGCCGCUGUGCGAGACCUGCGUGGGGGCGCACCUGAGGGUCAGGUACACCCGGGAGCACCGGGUGGAACCUUUGAGCUCUCCAUCCGAUCCCAGCGAUCCCGUUGAUCCCAUGGAUCCCAACGAUCCCAUUGAUCCCGGUGAUCCGGCCCCGGCGCUGUCCUGGUGCCGCUCGCACCCCCGGCAGCCGCUGUCGCUGUUCUGCAGCUCCUGCGAGAGCCUGACCUGCGGGGAGUGCCACAGGAGAGAGCACCGGCACCACCCCGGGAGUGCCACCGGAGGGAGCACCGGCACCACCCGUGCCAUCGUCUCGGAGCCGCCCCUCCCCCCCUCGCGGAGCCCCGCCCACGGCCCCUCCCCCACCAAGCAGGCUGUCCCCGCGCCCCCGGAGCUGCUCCUGCAGGGCCCCCCCCGGCUGUCACCUCCCCCCCAGGUGUCACCUCCCCCCCGGAUGUCACCUCCCCCCCUGGAGCCCGCGGCCACCCCCAGCCCCCAGCGCGCCUCCAGCCCUGAGAACGGCGCCACCGCAGGCAGCGCGAGGCUCCCCGGCCGUUCCCCCCGGGAGGAGAAGCUCGUUAAGAAGCUGCUCAUUAAACGGAGGGGCCCCCCCUCAGUGUGGGGCAGCCCCCCCCGGCUCCCCAAGCAGCCGCGGGUGAGCCUGGAGCGCCUGGAGCUGGACCUGGAGCUGGACCCGGCGCAGCCGCCCGUGUUCCGCAUCUUCCCGGGGCCCUCGGCGCACGAGUUCAGCCUCAUCGUCAUCGAGCAGGGCACGCCGGGGACACCGGGGACACCGGGGACAGACGGGAAUGAGGGGACACCGGGGACAGAAGGGACGGCAGGGACGGUGCAGCCGCACGGAGCGCUGCUGGUCAAGGAGGAGCAGCAGGAGUCGCCCAUCGGUGACACCGGUGACAUUGGGGACACCAAACCCGUGGGGCUGCUGCCCCCUGCCCUGGGUGACCCGGGCCCUGUCCCCGGUGUCCCCGGGGGUGUCCCCGUGGGUGUCCCCGUGGGUGUCCCCGGGGGUGUCCCCGGUGUCUCGUGCUGCCGCGUGUGCGGCCAGGCCGGGGCCGUGGUGAUGUGUGACCGCUGCCAGCGCUGCUUCCACCUGCACUGCCACCUGCCCGCGCUGCACGACGUGCCCAGCCCCGAGUGGACGUGUUUGCUGUGCCAGGAGCUGCCCCCUCCCGUGCCGGAGCCGGAGCCGGAUCCUGAGCAGGGCCCCCCGGUGAAGCUGAGCCCCCAGGACCAGCAGCGCUGCGAGUUCGUGCUGCUGGAGCUGCUGUGCCACGAGCCCUGCCGGCCCCUGCAGCGCCUCUGCAGCUCCACCGACGGCGCGGGCGCCAUGGACCUGACGCUGAUGCGGGCGCGGCUGCAGGAGAAGCUGAGCCCGGCGUACCGCAGCCCGCAGGAGUUCGCGCGCGACGGCUGGGCCCUGCUGCGCCAGUUCCACCGCCUCACCGAGGACAAGGCCGAUGUGCAGUCCAUCCUGGAGCUGCAGCGUUUCCUCGAGCGCCGCCUCAGCGCCGCCUUCGGGGACCAGAAAUUCUCCCGGAUGCUGCUGGAGCCCGAGGAGAGCCUGGAGGGGCCAGCGGGGACCUGAGCGAGGAUUCUGGGGGGACAAAACCCUCACAGCACCCCAAAAUCCAUCACAGGACCCCAAAAUACCCUCACAGCACCCCAAAAUCCAUCACAGCACCCAAAAUACCCCCACAGCACCCCAAAAUCCAUCACAGGACCCUGAAUUUAACUCCUAGAACCCCAGUUUCCCUCACAGAACCCCAAAUUCCCCUCACAGGACCUCAGUUCCCCUCACAGCACCCCAAAUUCCCUCACAAAACCCCCAAUUCCCUCACAGCACCCCAAAUUCCUCUUUUAGGACUCCAAUUUCCCUCACAAGACCCCGAAUUUAACUCACAACACCCCAAAUUCCCUCACAAAACCCCAAUUUCCCCUUUCAGAAUGCAAAUUUCCUGUUCUACGACCCCAAUUUCCCUCACAGCACCCCAAAUUCCAUCUCAGGACCCCGAAUUUAACUCCUAGAACCCCAAUUUCCCUCCCAGGACCCCAAUUCCCCUCACAACACCCCAAAAUCCCCUCACAGCACCCCAAAUUCCCUCACAGGACCCCAAAUUCCCCUCACAGAACCCCAAUUUCCCUCCCAGGACCCCAAAUUUACCUCCUACAACCCCAAAUUCCCUCUCAGGACCCCAAAUCCCCUCACAGCACCCCAAAUUCCUCUUUUAGGACCCCGAUUUCCCUCACAAGACCCUGAAUUUAACUUCUAGAACCCCAGUUCCCCUCACAGAACCCCAAAUUCCCUCACAACAUCCCAAAACCCCUUCACAGCACCCCAAAUUCCUCACCCACACCCCAAAUUCCUCUUUUAGGACCCCAAAUUCCCUCACAGAACCGCAAAUUUACCUCACAGCACCCCAAAUCCCCUCCCAGAACCCCAAAUUCCCUCACAACACCCCAAAUUCCCUCUCAGGACCCCGAAUUUACCUCCUACAACCCCAAUUUCCCUCACAGAACCCCAAAUUCCCCUCAUAGAAUACCGAAUUCCUCUUUUAGGACCCCAAUUUCUCUCACAAGACCCCAAAUUUAACUCACAACACCCCAAAUUCCCUCACAAAACCCCAAAUUCCCUCACAAAACCCCAAAUUCCCUCUGAGGACCUCAAUUUCCCCUUUCAGAACACAAAUUUCCUGUUCUAGGACCCCAAUUUCCCUCCCAGCACCCCAAAUUCCUCACCCACACCCCAAAAUUCCUCUUUUAGGACCCCAAAUUCCCUCACAGAACCGCAAAUUCCUCACCUAGAACCCAAAAUUCCCUCAGAGGAUCCCAAAUUCCCCUCACAGGACCCCAAAUUCUCUCACAGGACCCCAAUUUCCCUCACAAGACCCCAAAUUUAACUCACAACACCCCAAAUUCCCUCACAAAACCCCAAUUUCCCCUUUCAGAAUGCAAAUUUCCUGUUCUAGGACCCCAAUUUCCCUCACAGCACCCCAAAAUCCCCUCACAGCACCCCAAAUUCCAUCUCAGGACCCCGAAUUUAACUCCUAGAACCCCAAUUUCCCUCCCAGGACCCCAAAUUCCCCUCACAGCACCCCAAAUUCCCUCACAGGACCCCAAAAUCCCCUCACAGAACCCUAAUUUCCCUCACAAGACCCCGAAUUUAACUCCUAGAACCCCAAUUUCCCUCCCAGGACCCCAAAUUUACCUCAUAGCACCCCAAAUUCCCUCUCAGGACCCCAAUUUUCCUCACAGGACCCCAAAUUUAACUCCUACAACCCCAAUUUCCCUCACAGGACACCAAAUUCCCCUCACAACACCCCAAAUUCCUCACCUAGAACCUCAAAUUCCCUUACAGCACCCCAAUUUCCAUCCCAGCACCCCAAAUUCCUUACAGCACCCCAAAUUCCUCACCCAGAACCCCAAAUUUAACUCCCAGCACCCCAAUUUCCCAUUUUUUAGGACCCCAAUUUCCUCUCCCAUGACCCCAAUUUCCCCCACAUGAUUUUUGGCGACCCCCCUCCAGGAUUUGGGGGUGUCCCUGUUCCCCCCUAUCCUGGGGUAAAUAAAGGGGGUUAAAGUUUGGGGUUCUGCCUCA